UAGUUUUGAAUGUAAAUAAACACCUCGUGAUCAAAAACCGCGUGACUCGGAUUUGACAAAGUAGGAUAGAAAGUGAUUUAUUAAUUAUAAACAAAUUACGCUCUUAUAUUAAUUAGAAUCAAUAAAAUAAAAGGGUUAUAAUAAUGUCUUGCUCUACAAUUGAUUACGGAAAGAUCUUUGACAAUUAUAAAAGCAAUGGAUUUGCUGUUAUUGAGAAUUUUAUUACGAAAUCUGAAGUGGAAAGUCUUUUACAAGAAUGUUCAAAUAUUGUCCAAAAUAUGACUGUUCCUUCAUACUGUUCUACCUUUUCAACUGAAGAUAAUGAUGCUCGCGAUGAAUACUUUAUCAACUCUGGUGAUAAAAUUUGUUUCUUCUUUGAAAAAGAAGCAGUGGAUAAACAAGGAAAUCUACUUGUGGACAAAGAAGAAGCUUUAAAUAAAAUGGGUCAUGCUUUGCAUUGGUGGAGCUCUGCAUUUAAAAAUUUGACUUUUAGUGAUAAAAUAAAAACUCUUUUAAAAUGUUUUGAAUAUCAAGAUCCAGUAGUGGUUCAGAGUAUGGUCAUAUUUAAGCAUCCUGAAAUUGGAGGAGAAGUUACUCCUCAUCAGGAUUCAACAUUCCUCUAUACUGAACCUUCCACUGCAUUAGGAAUUUGGAUCCCUCUCGUUGAUAUUACUCUGGACAAUGGAUGCCUAUGGUUCAUACCUGGAUCCCAUAAAGAUAGGAUUUACCAAAGGUUUGUGAGAAAUCCUGAAGGCAAACCACUUUUAACACUGAAAGGAGAAAUGCCUGAGUUCGGAAAUAGUUCUUUCGUUCCAGUUCUUGUAAAGAGAGGUGACUGUGUUGUGAUACAUGGAUCUGCUGUUCAUAAAAGUGGGAAAAAUCUUUCAGAUAAAUCAAGACCAAUUUACACAUUUCAUAUUACAGACCAAGAAGAUACUGAAUAUAGCAAAGAAAAUUGGCUCCAGCCAUCUAAUAAGUUGCCUUUUCCUUCCCUCUAUGCUGUUUGAAGGAAAAUCUUGGUCAUGAAGUUCAAUAUUCUUAUCAGUUGUAAACCUUAUUGGAAAUAUAUAUGCAAUUGUUUUUAAGUUCUUUUUACAUUUUAGUAUUUCAUCUUGUUUAAGGCAUGGUAAAUUGCUAUAAGAGAUGGUUUUAUGCAUUUGAUCUUGACUUAUCCUUGAAACAAUUUUUAAAUGGGGCUAAAAAGUAUAUUUUGAAACAAAAAAUUACUCUCAUUGUUAAAAAUAAAACAGUAAAUUCUGCUUACAUUAUAAAUGAAUCCUUUUGUAUUAUAAAUUCUAAUUUUAUUGGAAUUGCUAUCCACGAAAUUUUGUAUUUGACAAUAACGAAUUUUUCUAUUUUAAGUUUUUUUCUUGGAAAUUUUAAGGAAAUUAUUUUAUUAAAUAUUACUUUGCUAAAACAUAUGGGGACAGUUUUGAUUUUUUGUAUUUACUACAUAAUAAAAAAAAUCAAAUAGAAAUUAAAGAAUAAAAAUUAUUUUUAACAUUUUCCUGCAUUUAAUUAGUUUUGCUUGUUGUGGAAACAUUCCAUUCUUAUUGCAGUUAAAUAUCUUUCAUCAUAAAUGAUUUUUAUUGUAUAAUUGAAUUGAAUAUUUGAAACUUUUUGGAAAAUUAAUAUUUCUGAUCAAUAUGUGCCAACUGAGGUGAUCUCAAAUAAACAUUUUCAGAAAUCACUA
This is a messenger RNA of Parasteatoda tepidariorum (common house spider), 1693 nucleotides long. RefSeq names its product phytanoyl-CoA dioxygenase domain-containing protein 1. The record is from RefSeq and is a predicted model, not a curated record. NCBI's taxonomy places the organism in Eukaryota, Metazoa, Arthropoda, Arachnida, Araneae, Theridiidae.